This is a messenger RNA of Polychytrium aggregatum, 7087 nucleotides long. RefSeq lists its product as uncharacterized. NCBI's taxonomy places the organism in Eukaryota, Fungi, Chytridiomycota, Chytridiomycetes, Polychytriales. The record is from RefSeq and is a predicted model, not a curated record. The transcript has 4 exons. The coding region runs from base 252 to 6929 and encodes 2225 amino acids.
GUUUGCGCCCUCCGCGCUCCCGUGAGUAUCCACCCCCCCCUGCUCUCCUGGAACUCGCUCGUCACCACGCGACCCUGCCCCCUGUCCGCCUUCUCAGGCUCUCGCCAGGUCGCCCAUCUGGCUUGGACCGUCCAGCCCCGCUUCUGCGCUGGUAUCGAUCGGCCUUGAUCCUGGCUGGUCUUCACUCCUUCCUCGCCACUGUUCUCACACCUUGGCCGGCUCCGCUCUGGCUCCAGUGACUUGGCCCAGCCAUGAGACGGCCCUACAGCGAUCGCUCGUUCGAGCCUCAACCACAUCAGCCCUCGGACCAUCCCCAUCAGCCGCCGCCGUCCUCGCUCUCUUCUGUGGCCCAUCACGAACCUUCCCCGCCAUCGUCUCGAAGCUAUCAAGCCUACGAUCGCCCGCCUCCGGUCCAGGUCCAGGUCCAGGUCCCAGCCCGCGAUCAUCAUGCGUACCAGCACCACAGCCCUCCUUCAACGACCUCGGAUCGCUUGCCGUCUCAUACCGACUCGCCCCGUCACCCCCCGCCUGCGGAGCCCACGUCCUUCCUCGGUCCGAGCGGCGAUUCGAGCUCAGGCUCCAGUGCCUACCAUUUCCAUCGCUCGGCAGAUCCAUCGGCGCCAUCUUCGGCCCCGCCCGAUCCCUAUCGCCACGAUACCUCGGCCGAUCCUGCGCAUCUGGACAACCAUCGGUUCCGCUCUUCGAUCGACAAGCGCUCUCCUCCCGCACCACCCGUGCCAGCGCUGGCUCCCUUUGCAAGCGUCUACUCGCAGCCAUACGAUCAUCCCCAUCAGUCUCACUACCGUCGUCAUGAGCACCCCAAGUACUCGCUUCCCCCGCUGGCUCCGUCCCGAUUCCAUCAUGACGAUCCUCGGAGCUUACCCUAUCCCCCCGAUCCCUACGCGCCCGUUGGCCAUCGUGCCCAUCCCCAUCCCUCCGAUAUCUAUCCGCCACAUCCCGGCUUUGCUCCGCGGCACAUCACCGCCGAUAACGAGCACAUGUACAACCAAGGUCGCAGCCACAGCCAUGCAUACGACCAGGGCCAUCGCUCGACGCAUCCCUAUCACCAUCCCGACCAGCCGCACUCAUCGCAUGCGUCGUCGGCUCGCCAGAGGCCAUCCUCACGUCGGAACUCAAAGGAUAACAAGGACCCCUAUCGCCAGUCCACUCUGAGCUUUGCGCCUGUUCAUGGAUCGAUGAGCUACGCCGAUCCGUCGUCCCAUGUCCCCGCCGACCCACGGUCGUCCUCGCAUAUGCCUCGACACUAUCGAGGCCACGACGAACCCCCGCCGCGCCCAAACAACGGUGUCAUCGUCGAGUAUGAUCUCACGACUCCGGAAUAUGAGCAACCCCUCAUGCAGCACCCGGCGUUGCCCCCUCCCGAGGCCCAGCCUGGGGCUCCGAGCCAUCCGCUGCAUCGUCCGCUGCAUCCCCACGAACGUCACACCACCUUCCCCACCACUCUGCUCUCCAAGCCUUACCCUUACGAUCACGGCCAUUGGUACAGUGUCUAUGGGCACCACCCCAUCGGACUGCCACCCCAGCCUCUGGGGCUGAAACGAAAGCAGCUCCCAGACCAAGUGCUUGCCGUUGGGGAUGGUCGGCAUGAGGGCGACUCAGUGCACUACAAAACCAAGCGUCGCAGCAACGCCGACUCCGGCUCCCUUCCAGAGUACAUUCCAAGAUCGGAGCUGUCUUCUGACCCGGCCUCGACUUUGAAUCCCGAGUCGGCCCGCAAAUCGGAUUUGGCUUCCGAGCCAGAACCGGCCUCACAGCUCGAGCUUGCUCCAAAGUCCAGGCAAAAGCUUCCCAAGGGCUCUUCAAAGCAACUCCCAACCAACGGCGACCUGCCGAGCACAGUCCCGCUUGACUCACAGCUGCUGGUGGAGCAGCCGCCCGCCAAGAAGCGAUUGGGUAAAAAAAGGGAAAAGGCCGUCAAAGCUUCGACUUUAGCCCCACCGCUCGAGUUUCAGUCGGUUGAUUCUGCGGAGCGGAGACUGGCUGGUUCCGAACUCCGGCAAACUACGUUGGACUUUGCCCUGAUAUCCCACAAGAGUGUCGAUGACGACGGUGUGCCCGACUCAGCGCUCGGGCUGGCGUCUGAACAGACUGGCCAGAUCGCCCAGCAAAUCAAGGGAUAUCCGACAGACGCGAUGGAGCCAUUGGAUUAUGUUGCCCAAACAAAGUCGAACCCGCCGCAGUCCACAGUUGGACUUGCUGCUCCAAGCACUUCGCCCAUGCCGUCUGUCAAAGACCAAAAGAGCCCCUCGGACUGGGCCAAUCGACAGGCCCCGACUGGGAACAUCCGCUAUGUCGCCACAAAGCCCACCAAGAAACCCAGGAUCAUGGAUGACCUCGAGACCAGCGUUCUUCUUGUCGGCGUUCCGCUUCCAGCCUUGAAGCCAGUGCUGAGUCCAAAGCGCGAGGCUGCCAAUGCGCCCGCUGCCAAAGCCUGCGACGCUAGCGGCACCAUUGUGGCCAACGAGUCCGUUACUAUAAACGGAGCAUCAAAGCUGAUCAUACUCGACGACGAAGCUGUUGAAGCCCCCUGCCCACCAGAGGAUACUGCUAACGAGUUGGAGAGCAAGCCCGUCACGAAGGCGGGCGAGACCGGAGUGACGGCGUCCGGGCAUAUGGAUGUCGACUUGAGUCAACACGAGAACGAGGGCAAGAACGACGGCGAUGGCGACGAUGAUGAAAGUGACAGCGACGACGAUUUCAUGAAAGCAUGGGAAUCUGCGAAGCUCCAAGAGGCUCUCGAUCUUCUGAGCCUGUCUGAUUUCUUGACCUCGUUCGGACCCGUUGUGCUGGGCAUCCCUGAGAGCCAGCGCUUUUCCUUGGAAACCCUCGAAGUCGCCAUCUACAACCCCACCCUUCGGUUUCGAUAUCUUUUUGAUCUGUACAGCCGAUUCCUCGAGUUUCUGGAGAAGGAGCUGGGCGACGAUAGCGACAGCGACGACGAUGCCGAUUUCGAAGAUGACGGCGAGCAGAGCAGCGACCAGGAUGCACCAAGCAACGACAACAGCGAGCGCAGUGUCGUGAAUAGCGCCUCUGCUGGCAACACAACUGCGUCCGGCGACAAGGAAAGGGGCCAUUAUGGGCAAGUCCAGGCCCGAAUAGCCCUUCUGAUUGCCGAUGUCGAUCACGCCGUUGCUGAGUACCUCCAGUCCACCGAGUGGGUUGAGAUCGAGCCCUCGAUGCACAUCCAGGCGCUGAUGGUGCUCAUGGGUCUCGUCAUCGGCACCGAGCCCUUCAAGAACCACGUCGAUGCUCUCGAAGAGCAGCUCCAAGAGAUGCGGCGCGAAAAGUGGCGGCUCUUGAUGCAGCGCAAGGAUCACGAGAACGAGCUCUCGGACCUGACGCAAAAGCACACCCAGAAUGUGGAGGAGCCCAGUAAUGCCGGCACCUCAACCCUGACCGCAGCACAGCUCCGCAAAAAGUCACAGCAGUUCGAAAACGACAAGACCCGACUGUCCAAACAGAUCCGCGAUCUCCAGAAGGAGGAAGAAGACAUCAAGCCGCGAUACGAGCAAGUGUCCUGCCACCUGCGUGCGUCUCAUUUCCGCGUGCUCGGCCACGAUCGCCUGGGCCGGACCUACUACUUUGUCGCUGUGCGGCCCGGUGCCGACAUCAACCUCACUGGCGAUCUGGUUCGGCAGGAGGUGAUCCAGGGCAAGGCUCAUCCAAGCCAAGUCACCUUCCUCAGCGAGACCGACGAGUCUUGGAGCGGGGCAAUCUAUGGCCUGCUGAUCGAAGAUACCGUUGGCCUGGACCCUCCAGAGCAGAUUGUACCUCUGUACGCCAACACCCGACGGAAGCCGCGGGCUCGUCUGCUCGAGGAGGAGCAGCGAUCCAAUGUCACCCCGGACCCAGAGGUCAGCAUGGACAGGGGCGAGGACGGCGACGGUGACGGUGACGGUGACGGUGACGGCGACUCGGUCAUGUUGCUCAACAAGUCCAUGGAGACCCUCGAGGACGAAGAGCCCUCGGUGGAGUCGACGGGCACCAUUGAAGAUCUCGGCAAAGUAAGCAUUCCGUCGACGCCAAAAUCGUGGCUGCGGCGACAAGUCCUCAUCGACAAUGCCUCGGACAUGACUGCCGACGUCUCGCGGGAGACACCGGAGCAGGUGCUGUCAUCGCCGGCCAUGUCGACCCAGGACAUCAAGGACGGCAUCCAGGACGUGGAUGUGAUCGGUUUGGGUAUCGGCACCGCCAGGGCCCUCGCCGAGCUGAGCCACGAGCUGAGCGACCACCACGUUCUUUCUGAUCGCGAUGACGACCUGCCAGCGAACAACGCCCAUCAUUCGCUUGCCACCGGCGCUGCCGAGGGUGCCGGAGUGCAAGCAGGCUCGUACAAGACUCGAUGGUAUUAUAUCGACUCGUUCAGCAGCCUCCAUCGACUCUUCCGCUGCCUCAACGACCGCGGCACCCGCGAGCGAGAGCUGCGGUUCCGGAUAAGCGACCGCUUCGCAAGCGAGUGCGGUCUCUCGCUCAUCAAGAAUACCAAGGGCGGCACCCAGCCGAUCACGACCUUCAGCGAAGACCGCGAGAACGAGAAGCGCGUCGAUGCAUCGUUGGUCAAGUUUGGCAAAUGGGUCGAGGCUCGCGGCACUCUCCUCAAGGACAACCCAUUCCACGUUCCAAUGGACAUCAUUCACCCCCCGGACGAAAAGGAGACCGCCCCAGCCACGGGUACUAUCACCUUGAGCGGCCGCCGCUCGGUUAAAACCCAGCUCGGCGCCCGAGUCGAUGCUGCGCCCAAGACCGAGCCCACCAAGGCCCCAGGAUCGGUCUGGGAGCAGGCCGAUUAUUUUACGUACAUGGAGCUCGUCAUCCGCAAGAAGUUUAGCAAGGUCUCCAAGUUCUUCAAGGGAUAUCAUUACAGCUGGUCGACCUUCGAAGUCGACGACCUGGAUCAUGCUCGGCGCUAUCUGCUGCAGUGGCUCAAGCGAUGGGCGCAAUUGACCCUGAGGGAUGCCGAGUCGGGCAGUGACAGCGACGACAGCGACCACGGCAGCGAUGACGACACCUCGAGACUUGCAGAGUCGCAGACCAGCGCUGCACGGAAGCUCUCCACCGAGGCCGACACAGAUGAGGAUGUCAUGGUCAAGCCUGGCGAAAAGAGCGUCCUUGAUGGCGUUGGCGUGCGUCUCAACCUGGGUGACUAUCUUGUAGAAGGUGGGAUCGACGGCAUACAGACACUCUCGGCCCUGGACUUGCUCUUGGAUGAACUCGGAACCCUGAUUGAUGAGCGGGCACUCAAAGAAGCACGGGAGGAAGCGGCGGAACAGGCCGCCGAGGCCGCCCCAGCCGAGCCCUCCAAGGGUAAGAGGCCAGCCCCGCAAAACAGAGCGCCCUCCCCUCCAGCACAGCACGUUCCGUCAAAUGACAAAGCGCACGAGUCCCUCACACGUGGCGAAAGAAGGCGAGACCCCUCGAUACAAGAUCAAGGGUCGAAUGCGGCUCAUCCUGCGGCUGGAAGCACAGGCAAGGGGCGUGGUCGCGGCCGCCAAAAGCCGCGGUCCGAAAUCGCUGCGCUGUCGGAGGACGAGCACGAACCCGUGCCCGAGCCCGACGGUCGGCACCAGAAUCAGAACGGAGCCGAGAGCGACAAAGACACAAACGCUCGGGGACCACGCGCCUUGCGGAGCAGCCGCAAGAUCCAAGCGACCAAGGGUAUGCCAUCGACCGACGAGUCCAAUCCCUCACGAGCCCGGCCAACGUCCGCUUCAUUACUAGCUCCUAGCACUUCUGGCGCUGCGGGUCGCGGCAAGGACCGAGAUGGCCGGCUGUCCAAGGCCGAAGAACGGACGCCGUCGCUGGAGUCCAACGGCCAGAAACAAAGCAGUCGACGCAGUCGACAGCGUGUUGUCGAUGCAGUUGACGAAGAUGAAACCAACAUUGACACUCGAGCGACACGACGCAGUGCCAAGUCGGCGAGCGAACCCGCCUUGCCCAAAGGCAAGCCGCCUCCCAAGGACAAUGACGACGCCGAUAUUGAGGAUAGCGAACAAGCUGAAAGCGACGGCGAACAUGCGGUACCCGAGACAGGAACGGGACGCGGCCGACGAAGCAAGCCUGUCAUAGCCGCUGCCGAGAGCACAGCUGAUGUUCUGAGUGACUCCCGCCGAUACCCAGCGCGACAUACAUCGCCCGGCGGUGGCUCGCAAGGCACAGCGCUGCCGUCGGCCCGGAAAGCCUCUGCCCGAGAGCAUCACUCGAUACAAACAACCCCGGAGCCUCCCGAGCCUCCGACAAAGCGAGCACUGCGAUCAGGACGCCCGUCGCACCCUCAACAAGGACCAACCAAGGGCACGGCGGCGAAGGAAGUCGGAAGGAGCAGGCGCUCCAAAGCCCUGGUCAUGAUUUCAUCUGAUCACUCCUCUGACGACGAGGAGCCGCCCAAGCGAGUAACGCGAGCGAGCCUACGGUCGCCUCCGCCUGUGGCUCACAAGCCCAAGAAUGGUGGCAGCGACGAUGACGAUGAGGAUGAAAGCGAUCACCGUGCAGAUCGAGGAUCAUCGGCCAAGUUGACCCGCCGGACAGCGACAACGUCCGGCCGACCCGCCAGCGCAGCCAAGAGCACGUCGCCCGAGCUCCAAGACAGCAGCAGCGACAGCAACAGCGACGCAGACGACGAGCGGGAUCACGACCAGUCGUCUCGGAAACGGAAACGAUCAAUCUCGGGCCCCUUGGCUCACCAACAACCGCAACAGCCCGCCGCCGCGCUUGGUCGGCGCUAUGCGCUGCGUGGACAGAAAUCCGACGAGCCGGCAACCCAGACCAACGACACUCGAUCGCGGCUGCGGUCGAACUCCAGAACCACGCCAGAGAGAAGCAUGGGCUCACCGACGGAUGAACCUGCGCUCCUCAGGCCGGAAGAGAAGAAAUACUCGUUUCGGCGAGGCCGGGCCAGGACCGAGGGCUGAGCGUGUCCUGCGAGCACUGCAUUCGCUCCAGCCCGGACUGUCGAUCCUCGUGGAUGCGCAAGACCGGACAUGCAGAUGACCCCGGGAUGGCAGUGGCCUUGGAUGUGCGCGACACCCGCCAGGCAGAGCUACAAUAGACACAUUGAUCGUGGAUGCAC